Coccidioides immitis RS is the source of this 2561-nucleotide messenger RNA. Its product is annotated as SH3 domain-containing protein. Gene Ontology annotation, biological process: establishment or maintenance of actin cytoskeleton polarity. Lineage: Eukaryota; Fungi; Ascomycota; Eurotiomycetes; Onygenales; Onygenaceae. Gene Ontology annotation, cellular component: cell tip; microtubule cytoskeleton. Bases 399 to 2561 code for a protein of 720 amino acids. The transcript has 7 exons. The record is from RefSeq and is a predicted model, not a curated record. Gene Ontology annotation, molecular function: protein binding.
UGAACGACCGCCGCGCCUCUUCGCUCACUUCCAGCUGCCCUCCUCAUCCUCUCCCUUUGUCUGCGAACCACGAAUGAUGGCACGGCCGUCCGAUGAGAGCGGAUCCGUCGUUCUUUUCUAGUCCACAUCGCCUGCUCUCAUCGUGGUUGGGCAAUUUCCCUUCCCUUCGUUUCCUUUCCUUUCCUUGCCUGCAAGUGUCCCCGCUCCGGAGCGGACUUCUAUCUCCAUCCUUUGACUCUGUCUGCUAUAUGGUCCCUGCACGCGGGCCAAAUUCUAAGGUUGCAAGAGCUACACUCCCGCUUCGUUCUCCCGGCCCACAUAUCAAUGUUUAUCACGCCUUUCCACCUGCCACUUUAUUACCCCCUUAGUCGGUGCCCCGACCACGUCUGUGACGCAAUAUGACUCGACCCCAGAUAUCCCGAGCCGAAACGGCUGACCUGCAAGAAUCCUUAUCUCCAUCCCCCCACGGCCGCCACCAAGACCAGGCGCUGCGAAAUGCCGAACGCGAUACUCCGGAUGAGAUUGCCGAUCUUCGAAGAGACGUCCACCACCGGAUCGACGAAGAGUAUAACUACAGCGAUCAGGAUGACCCUGACCACCUGAAUGGAUUGCACGGUGAUCGGAUGGGCGGUUAUCAACAAUAUCUCGAAGAGGACGCCGCGGACGACGACAUGGACGAUCAUCUAGACGAUGAUAUGCUGGAUAAAAUCUCCAGUUCUCCCUCAAUCGACGAUGAGGAUAUUGAUUUUGAAUUUGUUUAUGCUCUGCAUACAUUCUUUGCAACUGUAGAGGGCCAGGCCAACGCCACCAAAGGCGACACAAUGGUCCUUCUGGAUGAUAGCAAUAGCUAUUGGUGGCUUGUUCGAGUUGUGAAAGAUGGUAGCAUAGGUUAUCUCCCUGCUGAGCAUAUUGAAACACCAACAGAGCGAGUUGCUCGUUUCAAUAAACACAGGAAUAUUGAUCUGUCGGCCACUAUGCUUAGUGAUAAUGCAGAAAAGCCCAAGAACUCAUUAAAAAAGGCCAUACGUCGGCGAAACGCGAAAACUGUGACAUUCGCAUCCCCGACUUACUUUGAGGCGUCGGACAUCGAUUAUUCUACCGAGGAAGAAGAUAUUGACGAUCAGCUUUUCGACGAAGAAGGGAUACGGGAGGAAGAAGGGGAAGGAGAAUACGAGUCCGAACGCUCAGAUAUUCAGGUCAUACGAGAAGAAUCUUCUAUGGGCAACAUGAAGGUCGAACCACUACGUCCUAAGCCUCAAGCUGACAGGGAUCCCUCGCAGCCCCAAGACGAGGAGUCAACAGAUCGAACUUCGGAUCAGACGCGAGACUCUGAGGAGUCGGCUAAUCAGCAAGAAGAAUUUAGGCAUGGAAGGUCUAGAAACGGAGUAUUCAGAAAUACAGAUUCGUUCUUCAAGGAUGACACUGUCGAGACGAAGAAAAUAUCGCUUACUCCAAAUCUUUUGCGUGAUGAUGCCAAUGAAAGUAGUCAAGUGACCGACACGAAAGAGACGAGAGGUCGUGGAAGCUUCGAGGCGCUGAUUGGCGACAGAAGCAAAGAUGAGAAAAAGCGGAAAGAAAAGAAAUCAGGGAUGCUCAGUGGCUUGUUCAAGAGAAAGGACAGGAAGAGUAAAGCCUUCGAAGACGAUGGGGAGGAGCAUGAAAAAGUGUCCGAAGAGUCCGCCCGAUCAUCGACGGAGCGUAAACUCUCCACGGAGUCAUUAAAAGAAGAAACACCUCCGUCGAAACCGCAGGCAGCGCCUCAGAGACAUCCAAGUAAGCUCCAAAAGCAACCACGCGGAGGCUCUCCACAGACGGUCGACUCGACCACACCAAGCAAGAACCAUAAAUCGUCGGUACGGGCUGUGGCGCCUGACCUCAAUGGAGACACCAACCCUGCCAUCCACACAAGUCCUUCCGAACCUAGGCAUGACCCAUCUUUCACCACGACAACCGCUACUUCUGCGUCAGAUUCUGUUUCCAACUCUGCAGUGUCAUCUCCCCUUUCACCCAGCUUCCAAAAUACCCCCGCUCCCUCAGUCGAUGUCGUCGAUAAGCCUGCAGAGCUUUCUAUUCGAGCCGUUGCUCCUCUUAAGGAAGAAAAUAACCCGAUGUCACCGAAAGAAUCACACGAGAGCGGGUCUCGAGGUCCUUCUUUGGAUAUUCAGGGCGUUAACGAUCUCCCGGUAUUGUCGACAAAGAGGCUAUCCAACGAUGAUGGUUCUAUCUCUACACGUUCCCUAUCCCAGCCCUCUUCCGAUAUCCUUGACAUCCACCAAACGAAAACCGAUACUACUGCACCAGCGAGUACCGUAGUUUCACCUGUUCACAGCCCUAUAUGGAAUGAUGCUGGUCUCCGAGCCUAUCUGGAAGACGGCAGUGAUAUCCGAGAUCUAAUAAUAAUCGUUCACGACAAGUCAAAUGUCUUGCCAGCAGGGCCAGAUCAUCCGGUCACGGGAAAUCUGUUCAAGGAUGAGAGCAGGUCUCUCAAUGAGAUGUCUAGUCGCCUCGAUGAUAUGCUCAACGGGUGGUUAGCUCGAAAAUCUACCGUUGCAGUAAAAUAA